Molecule: messenger RNA, 2577 nt
Organism: Electrophorus electricus (electric eel)
Lineage: Eukaryota; Metazoa; Chordata; Actinopteri; Gymnotiformes; Gymnotidae
Gene: ncdn
Product: neurochondrin
Biological process (GO): regulation of neuronal synaptic plasticity; neuron projection development
Cellular component (GO): dendrite
Source: RefSeq, a predicted model, not a curated record
AAACCGGAAGUCAGUCAUCAGUAAUUCAUCGCAUGGAUAACAUAUGGUGAGAACCCUGAGGAUGGCUGAAAGUGAGGCUUUUAUGAGUCUUGAGGAGGUCUCCACCCAUUCAAACUGUGAGGAGCACUCAGGAGCAGAUGAUUCCAGUCCUGUACCUGACACUAACAACCUGUCUGCUACUCAGCGUGAACUCCUGGAGCGCAGUCUUCAUGCACUCACUCAUGCCAAAAAUGACAGCCACAUUUUGGCAGCACUUCUCUUGAUAACACAAUUGUGUCCAGCCAGUCAGCUGGACAAGGUAACCUUGCAUCGCAUCUUUGAAGCAGUGGGUUUCAACCUGCCUGCCCGCCUGCUGGUAACCGCUGUCCGGGGGAGUGAGGGCUCUGAGUUGCCCCCUGCAGAUCUGCUGUCUCUGGGCACGGCCCUGCUAGCCGGUCUUAGCACGGACCCGGACAUGGCCACCCAUCCUCAGAUGUUGACCACCAUCCCUCUCCUCCUGGGCUUGCUGGAAGGAGAUAUGCCAGUCAGCAAGACACAAGUCCAGAGCAAGGCUGGGUUACGGAGUGGGAAUGAGCCAGGCAUGGUCCCUGCCUCUAACCUGGAUGAGGCAGUCGCAGUUGACUGCUACCAGGUUCUCAACACUGUAUGUGCCCUCCCACGAGGCCCAGAUCAGCUGUUGGCGCGUGGUGCAGUCCCUGCUCUGUGCACAGCCGUGUUUAAAAAGCAGACUCUCAGCCGUGAGAAAGGUCUUCCGCUCCUGGCUCACCUCUUGUCUGGCCAUGUUGGGCAGCGUGCUUGGAAAAAACACCAACCAGAACUCUCCUCUCUCCUUGUUGGCAUCGCCGAGGACUUCAGCCAAGCUCCAGAGCAGGACAGACUGGAGAUGUGCUCAUGGAUACCGCAGUUCCUCCCACCACUAGGAGGGGAGGCACAUACCCAAGAGCUUAGGGAUGUGGUUACUAGGCUGUGGGAAACAGUACAUCCAAUGAUGCAAUGUAAGCUUGGUGCACAGCACCUGGGCCAAGUCCUGGUGCUGUCUGCUUGUCUGCUGGACUUAUCUGGAUGGGAACCCGCAGGCUCGCCUAAGUUCUGCUGCCUACUGGUGAACCGAGCAUGUGUGGAGGUGAGGAUGACUCUGGAGGAGCCACCAGGGACACAGCUCUCCCUUCAGCAGCAACAGGUGCUCACUGCUUGUUUCCGGAUCAUGGAGGCAGCUAUGGAGCAAGCCUGCAGCCAGGGGGCUAGCCGCAGUCCUGCCCAGCCAGGAACUGCCAUUGCUGAGUUGAGUCUGCAGCAGAGCAGGCAGGUCUUGGGGGUUCUAGAGGAAGCUUUCUCUGCAGUCAUUUACUACCUGCAGCAGGUAAACCCAAGCCAAUAUGAUGAUCCCUUCAUUUUUGCCACAUUCCGCGCUCUUUGCGUGUGGCUAGCUGAGGAAACCUCAUGUCUAAAGCAGGAGGUCACUGCCCUCUUGCCCCUCCUCAUUGGCUAUGCCAAACAUCACCUACAAGAGAGGAAAGAUGAAGGGCUGGCUGACUGGAUGUCAGAGGUGUCUGUCAAUGACAGUUUACAAGCAGGAACAUGGACAGGAGAGGAUGUCCUGAGAUAUCUUCUCCCAGCCCUCUGCCACCUGUCUGCUGAAGAGGAGCCAAGGAAGGUACUCCUCUCCCUGGACACGCCUGCCUUGCUGGUGGCCUUCCUCACUCGUGGCUGGACUGCCCUGAGGACUCGUAGUGGGAAAACAGUAACCAGAGAUCCCAGCCUGGAAACAGCCUGCUCCACCCUGCUUAACUUCACAGUCACAGAGCCUGACCGAGUCAGGACUGACACUUGCUUCGCCUCCCUUGAGGCACUACUAAGUGAAGCACUUCCUGUGCUCUUCUAUAAACCAUGCCUCUUGGUCCUAGCAGCCAAUUUUUGUACUUUGGGGCUCAUGAUUGGCAGACUGAAAACAACCAUCACAGGAGGAGAAGGGGAUCAUGCAGCAUCCAUGUGCACCACAGGUCCGGUAGAGAGCGGACAGCGGCAGUUCUUCUCCGCUGCCCUACGGUUCCUCCUCGGGCCACUGCAGGUGGGUGAGGGUAGCGGUCCAGCCCGAGUCAGCCCAGCGUGGGAGCAGUGGUGGGAAGAGGCAGGCGACCUCUGGAGGCUCGGCCUGCAGGCCCUGGGCGGCUGCGUGAGCACACAGCCCUGGAUAGCCACCCUCUCCAGGGAGGAAGGCUGGCUGCAGGACACCCUGAGCCUGCUGGAGGCCAGCAGUAGCCUCCCAGACCCCCAAUCCCAAGAGGCACUAGAGGAGGCACUGAGCGCCAUUGCACAGAAGUGCCCGCUCUGCCGCCAAGAUAUAACUGCCUGCAUGAAAAGAGCAGACAGGAGCUCACUCCACCACAUGGCCCAGCUGAAGAGGCUGCUCAAGGACUAAGAUCACAUUGCCUUUUCAUCUACUGUGUAUACAUCUUUUGAUGAGAUGCACUGUUGAGACAGUUAUUUUCCCCUGAGUGGCAUAUUAUUUUCUAAAAUUGUAUUUCUGUAGGUUUUUUUUUCUUAUGUUAAAACUGAAAUAAAAUAUUUUUUGGUGAA